AUGUGCUGGCGCUGCGCCUGCUCGUGGGACGUGCGAAUGGUCGUGCACGCGCGCGAAGUUCACCUGUAUGACCAGGUCACUGGCCAGCGCUUCGCACAUGCAGACUGGCCGGACCCUGCUUUGGGUGCGCACGUCGUGGAGAGGCGGAAUGCCAAGGUGCUGGUGGUUCUCGCAGCCAACAGUGUGUUUGUGUUGUCAUUGCCACGCCUCGACACCGUACACCGGGUACAGCGCCAUGUGCCACCAGGCCAAGAGGUCGUUGCAUCGACACCGCAAGUGAGUCUGGAGCGCCAGGGCGAUUUUAUGGAGCUGACCAAUGGUCAACAGCUGCGGCUGUGGUCCAUUUUUGGCUCACUCCCUCACGCCGAGAUGCCCAGCUUGUUCUUAUUUACGCCACGUUCCCUUCCACUUCCGCCAGGUGCUGGCGCAACGGGGUACAUCGCAAGUGUCGCUGGUUGGCUCGGCUCGUCAGCGGGCCAGUCGUUGUCACAGGGUGGCCAAAUCGAUGCACUCAUCGGUGGCAAGCGCCGAGCCAAGUUGCCUAAUUUGCCUCCACGCAUGGUUUGGCAAAAGGAUGACGACCUCAGCACCAAUGCAGCUGGCUCAGCAGCUACAGGGAUCCAGGGUCAAGGCACAGGUAAAGCAGGCUCUUCUCAAGCCGCGAGUACCGAUCCCAAUGCAAGCGGUGCUUGGCUAGCUAGUUACCAACGGCAAUUCCUCAACUUUGCGUCUAGCAGUGCUCGUGCGCAAGCAAGCUGGAAUAUGCAAUUACUCCACAAGCGCGAUGAGAUUCUUUCAGACCUUGACGAGAGCAUGACGAAUUUGGAGCGGGGCGCUAAGGACUUUUUCAAGCAAACGCGGAACGCCGCACUUAAAUCGGCUGCUAAGGAAAAGUUCAAUUCAUACUUUUAA
Messenger RNA from Malassezia globosa CBS 7966, 912 nucleotides. RefSeq lists its product as uncharacterized. The record is from RefSeq and is a predicted model, not a curated record. NCBI's taxonomy places the organism in Eukaryota, Fungi, Basidiomycota, Malasseziomycetes, Malasseziales, Malasseziaceae. The transcript has 4 exons. The coding region runs from base 1 to 912 and encodes 303 amino acids.